Oncorhynchus gorbuscha (pink salmon) is the source of this 4586-nucleotide messenger RNA. RefSeq names its product protein lin-54 homolog. Bases 443 to 2806 code for a protein of 787 amino acids. The transcript is spliced from 14 exons. Lineage: Eukaryota; Metazoa; Chordata; Actinopteri; Salmoniformes; Salmonidae. Gene Ontology annotation, biological process: regulation of DNA-templated transcription. The record is from RefSeq and is a predicted model, not a curated record. Gene Ontology annotation, cellular component: nucleus.
ACAACCCGGAGUACUCUUUUUAAUAUUACUGUGUUGCACUACCCGAUUAGGAUCAAUUGCAAACGGUACCACCAUUACUUCAUUGGUAAACAAGAUCCAUGGCAUGGGCGUUUAUCUAUAUUGCUAUAUCUUCCUCUCGUCUCUUUAGUUAACUGAUGACGAGGUGAAAAUGGCGGAUCUUUCGAAAUCCAACCCCGGCCUGAAAAUAGAAACGUAGCUAGCUCGCUGGUCGUUUUCAUAGUGCUGCUCCUGUCACCAAUGGAUGAUUUUGACAGGCUGCUUAGUUGAGAAAACAAGAAUCAGCCCCCAACCAUAUAUCUCAUAGAACAUUGAGAAGAUGGAACAUCGAUACCCCAUAGUUUAUCGACCUGUAUAGUGUACCAUCUGUCUUAUUUGGAGUACGGCGGAGCGACUGUUUUGAGCUGAGUGUAAACCUGGAGACAUGGACGUGGUGUCGCCAGAGCUGAACAUCCUCCUCCCUGACGAGAUAAUGGACACCGAGGCCAUCGUCAUGGAUGACGACCCACCCGCCGAGUCCCCUGCGGCGUCUGGCCAAUCACAGCCCAGCGACGAUGCACCAAUCCCCAUGGAAACAGAUGUUCUCGCCGUCCCAGAGAUCGUUAGCCUGUGUUCGGAUGCUCCUCUGACCCAGCGGACUCAGGCCCUGACCACCUCCAUCACCACAGACUCCACCCUCUGUAGCACCACCUCUGCCACUCAGCUCCUCCUCACCCCAUCCAUAGCUUCAUCCUCCCCCCUUACACUCCGACCCGCCACAGCCUCCACCCUCACCUCCGCCACCCCCAAAACCACUACCAGCCUGGGUGGGGUCAGUCUCACCUCGGGGGGCUUACAGAAGCUCUCAGCCAACCACCAGAUCAUCCUCAAUAAGGUGGCCUCAUCCCCGGGAACAGACACCACCAGGUCCCCAGGCACCACCACUAUCACUCCAGGGGGCCAGAAGUUCAUGGUGACGGCCAUAGGCAAGUCAGGCCAGUCUAUUGUGCUGCAGCUGCCCCACACGGGCUCCAAGCCUGGCUCAGGGCAGGGGGAGGCCAAGGCCAACCCGCAGCAUUUCAAGGUGCUGACGAUAGGGGGGAGGACAGACCUGAAGCCGGUCAUGGUGGGGCAGGCGGUCAGCUCGGCCAGUCAGAUGUCCACCCUGCAGGCCCAGCAGCUGAAGACUGUUCAAAUUGCAAAGAAAACGCAGGUGUCGUCAGCUGGACCAAUCAAGUUCAUCAUCACUAAAGCUGUCAACAACAAAGGUCUGACCGCCCAGACAUCAGUAUCCAAUGUCAUUACAGGUCGAGUCCUGUCCACGAGCAGCCCAGUGACCCCCCCGCGGACCAUCACUCUCUCUGAGACCCUCAGCUCCAGCAGCAAGAUUGCCAUCUCCCCCCUCAAGUCACCUAGCAAAUUGACGAUGGUGUCGGUGGCCUCCCAGGUACCCAACUCCCCUCAGAAGUCAGUGUCUCUGCCGCUCAACAUGGCCCACCUGGGACAGCAGAUACUAGUACAACAGUCUACAGCCACCUCUCCAGCCAAGCCCAUGAAGCCGGUGCAGGCUGUGACGGUGGGCGGCCCCCAGUUUAAGACCAUCUUCCCCCUGUCCACCUCGUCCAACGUGCAGCAGAUCCAGGUGCCCGGCAGCCGCUUCCACUACGUCAGGCUGGUCACUGCCACCACGGGCAGCAGCACGGGACAGGCCGGCAGCCACUGCACCAACUCAUCCAUGACCGCCAAGCCUAUGGUGGUCAACACAGCCCAAGUCAGGAUGUCUGUCCCCAUCAUCCCAGCACAGACCAUGAAGCAGGUGGUGCCCAAGCCCCUGACGUCGUCGGGCCAGGUGCUGACAACUCAGACCCAGCAGAGGUUGAUCAUGCCCGCCACGCCGCUGCCCCAAAUCCAGCCCAACCUCACCAACCUACCCCCGGGCACCAUGCUGGCGCCUGGGUCUGGGAACAUGGGCUAUACUGUGCUGCCCGCACAUUAUGUCACGCAGCUCCAACAGUCUGCGUAUGUGACUUUGGCCAGCAGCUCUGGGUUCCCCACCCCUACAGGCAUCCAGACUCAGGCCAGACUGCCUCUCAAUGGCUUAUCAACUUCAGACGCUGCCUCCAGACCACGGAAGCCCUGCAACUGCAACAAGUCUCAGUGUCUCAAACUGUACUGUGACUGCUUUGCCAACGGGGAGUUCUGUCAGAGCUGUAACUGUACCAACUGCUUCAACAACCUGGAACACGAGACCGAGCGAGCUAAAGCCAUCAAGGCGUGUCUGGACCGUAACCCGGAGGCAUUCAAACCGAAGAUCGGUAAAGGUAAAGAGGGCGAGUCGGACCGCAGACACAGCAAAGGCUGCAACUGUAAACGCUCGGGAUGUCUGAAGAACUACUGCGAGUGUUACGAGGCCAAGAUCAUGUGCUCGUCUACCUGUAAGUGUGUUGGCUGUAAGAACUUUGAGGAGAGCCCUGAGAGGAAGACUCUGAUGCACCUGGCCGACGCAGCUGAGGUGAGAGUUCAACAGCAGACGGCAGCCAAGACCAAGCUGUCGUCGCAGAUCUCGGACCUGUUCACAAGGACCACCCCGGCCAUCACCAGUGGAGGGGGGAGGAUGCCCUUUACAUUUGUGACGAAGGAGGUGGCAGAGGCCACGUGUGAGUGUCUGCUGGAGCAGGCUGAGCAGGCAGAGCUGAUCCAGCAGCCCCAGGCCACCGCAGAGAGGAUGAUCCUGGAGGAGUUUGGACGCUGCCUCAUGAGGAUCAUCAGCUCAGCGGGCAAGACGGACUGUCCCUCCAUCAACUGCUAGGCCAGGUCCAUGGGUUCGCUGUCUGUAUGUCUCUCACCCAGCCCAGUGAAAACUAGUGCUGGGAGACUAGAAGGGAAUAGUGGCCUCCUCUCUCCCCCAGCUUGAGAGCUAAACAUUAGGACUGGUGAGUGGUAGUGGUCCUUGGUUUCUCUGCCUCCCGGGCUGGCUAGCUACCCGCCCAGUCUCAGAGAUGAGCAGUGGGUCUGGGAGAUGAGGGGAGUCGGCCAUGGGCGCCAUCUCUCUUGCCCACCCUCUGAGCAAAGCAUUGGGAGAGGAGUGGACUGUCUGUCUGCUCCACUUACUGCUAGCCAUGCCCAUGUGCUUUCUCUCCCAUCACCAUAGUGCUAGCAUUGGAUAGGGUGGAGAGUGGUGCACAGUCCCAUCAAUUGUUAGCUAGCUAGACCCAGCCAGCACCAGGAGGCAUGGACAGUCCUGAGCACUGCUCACCGUUUACCCACCCUCAUAGAUCUAGUGUUGGGAGGACAUGCAUUUCUCUGGAGCUGGUGCUUCUCCUUCACAGUUAGUGGGAAUAGCCUUUGCAUAGCCUUGGCUGAAGGAAGGGGCUGUCCCCAUGCCCCCAGCCUCCCUGAAAAAAUAAGGAUUGUGGGAGAGACUUGCCAGAGAAAGAGGUGCAAGGGGGAACAGACAAAUGUUUGUUUGUGUUUUGGGAAGGUGGGGGGGGGUGUUUUAGAUCAUAGGAUUUUUUUUAUUUAAUUUUUUUUUAAAAAUUUUAUGACAUUUAUUUUCUCCAUCUUAUUAUGGCUCUGUUUGCAUAUGUCCCUCUCGUUCACCGUCUCCCUCUGUUUUAAUCAUUUCUGAGGGUUCUGGAUGCAGACGAGGAAAGAAGGGUCACAUUCUGACUGCCUUCUAUAGGUAGUAGCCCGGGUUCUAAUCAUGACGGCCAUCUCUCUUCAGUAACUAGCGUAUUACUGUAACCCACAAGAUAUGCUCACAUUAUCCACUAUUUAUUUUCUUCAACCUCCGUUUCAGCUUGUGCUCAGAGCUUUGCAAAGUAUCUAGGAACAACUAACAUAUUCCCACUUUUACUUUUAUCACAGAUGAGGAUUCCAUUUGCCAUUUUUAAUUUUUAAACAACUAAAUAGUAUGUAAUUUGGUAUGGAGGGGGGGGGGUUAUACUGUUUCUGACACAUUCAGGUAGGGUAAGGUUUCACAAUAUCAAAUCCAAGUUAUUUGCGCUACUUAAGUGCUCAUGGCUUAUGGUACUCUAAAUGCAUUGUCAGGGUAUGAAAGUUGUCCACUUUAUUAGGGAUAUAUGAAUAUUGGAUGCUUGGUGCCCCUAUUAUUUUAUUUUUUUACCACUUUGUGAAUAUCAGUUUGCCUCUUUCCAAAUACAUGGAGAACAGCACGCACACACACACACGUUGGAUAUCCGUCAAGAACCAGCGGUAGAUGGUUCGAUUGGAUAAUCAAUCUAGUCAUAGUAUCACUGUAUCCGAAGCACUGCAACUAUUUUAGCAUUGCAGAGUGCCUUUAUGCUACAGUAAGCUGUUCCUUGGUAGCUUUGUGCUUUACUAAGUCAUCACGGAUUACCAGGCAACACAUGAUUUGGCCUCUUGUGUGUCGCACUGUAAUGACACCCAUCAAGUGUGUGUUGCAACAGCAUUUGGGUAGUGUUUUGAAUAAAGAAAGUGAUGUUUUAAGACCCUUUUGGGUCCGUUACUUCCUUACUCACAAAGCCAAUCCCAUUCUAUAUGUAUUGAGUGUAUUGGUACCGUGUGUUUAAAACAAAUACUGUUAUUAGUUAUUGUAGCCUUAUCCC